AUGGAGCACAAUUUUAAAGCGAUAAAGUUGCUUGUAGUGUUGUGUCAUAUUUUCGGUACUGUGAUAUGUGUUCAAUCCGAGCAACUAACACACCGAAUAGUUGGAGGCCAACCAGCCAACAUCGAAUCGUACCCAUAUCAAGUGUCUGUACAGGAAUUGAAGGUUCAUAUUUGUGGUGGAUCAAUAAUCACCCGCCGAUGGAUAUUAACAGCGGGACACUGUAUUGACGAUACUAUUCCGCGCUACAUGCAAGUGCGCGUUGGAUCUUCAUUUUACAGUGAGAACGGAACUCUCCACAAUGUUCAAUCCUACCACGCGCAUCCUGACCAUGUACCGUACAGCUGGAUAAUGGACUAUGCUCUUCUCAAGUUGGAGGAUUCGUUAGUGUUUUCCACCGCCGUUCAACCGAUUGCUCUGGCGUCCCAUCCGAACGAUCUGCUGUACGAUCUCGAUUGUGUAGUAGCCGGCUGGGGGCGCACUUUAAAUACGGAAGAAAAAUUCGACCAGCUACGAACGGUGGAGAUUCCGUUGGUUUCACGAACAUUGUGUAAUAUCGCUUACGAAGGGAAGGUCGAUAUGUCCAUGAUAUGCGCGGGUGAUUAUGUUAAUGGCGGUAAGGGUAGUUGUGCGUAUGAUUCUGGAGGGCCGUUGGUCUGUGCUGGUAUACAGGUUGGAAUCGUAUCCUGGGGCAAAGGCUGUGCAUUGCCCGGAUAUCCAGGUGUGUACAGUAGCGUUUUAUACGGAAGAAAAUGGAUCGACAAUGUAAUAAAGAGGGAUGACGAAUAAAAUGUAUCAA
Molecule: messenger RNA, 796 nt
Organism: Anopheles moucheti
Lineage: Eukaryota; Metazoa; Arthropoda; Insecta; Diptera; Culicidae
Product: trypsin-7-like
Exons: 2
Coding region: 1-786 (261 amino acids)
Biological process (GO): proteolysis
Molecular function (GO): serine-type endopeptidase activity
Source: RefSeq, a predicted model, not a curated record